GUAUUUAGUUAGGAUUAAUUGCAUUCAAAGUUGGAAAGCCGGAACUAAAUCGGGCCGGGGUCCACCUAACGCUUCCAGUUCCAGGGAUGUAACAACGGGCUGCGCGGCUGCAACCCCAAAGCCCCAAAGCUCUCCAAAGCUUGUAGAAAACGCAGCCUACUAAUAAACGUCAAUCGCGACUUUCCUUAACAUUCAUUAGCUCUCCCCUUGAGCUGUGUCGACAACCUCCAUCCAAAAUUACCCCGGAAUUACUAAACAAUUACUCGUACCCGUACCCGAAUUCUACAAAUAUGGGCGCUCUAACAUACGGCGCUGGAGGUCUCACCUCUUUCAUAACAGUUGUUGGAUUGUACAUGCUCUUUACCGGCAGCGGUGAAUCCUUUAAUGUCGGAGCUUUCCUCGAAACGGUAUCGCCGUACGUAUGGGCGGAUCUAGGUAUUGCGCUUUGCAUUGGUCUAUCAGUCGUCGGCGCAGCAUGGGGUAUCUUUAUCACGGGUUCUUCCAUCCUCGGUGGUGGUGUUAAGGCCCCUCGAAUCCGAACCAAGAACUUGAUCUCCAUCAUCUUCUGCGAAGUUGUUGCCAUCUACGGCGUCAUCAUGGCCAUCGUUUUCUCCUCCAAGGUCAACUACGCGAGCCCCGACGAGGUGUUCGACCCCAACAGUUACUAUACCGGUUUCGCCUUGUUCUGGGCUGGAGUGACGGUAGGAGGAUGUAACCUGGUUUGCGGUGUUGCCGUUGGCAUCAACGGCAGUGGAGCUGCUCUAGCAGAUGCAGCGGAUCCUUCUCUUUUCGUCAAGAUUCUCGUCAUCGAAAUCUUCAGUUCCGUCCUAGGUCUCUUCGGUUUGAUCGUCGGUCUCCUCGUAUCCAGCAAGGCAAACGACUUCGGCGAGAUCUAAUCUUGAUUAUGUAUUGAUGGAAUACAGUGUAAGAAGAGAUGCAUUCACAAUCGAUCAAGGAUUGUUGGCGUUCGGAAAGACGGGUUCAAAUUGGGGAAAGUCACGGGUUUGUCCAUUUGUGAACUAUUGUAUGUACUAUUAUGACAACCGAGAGUGAUCACAGUUCAUCAGGGGCUGCUGGAAUAGACCCCACACAAAAAUCUAUAAGAGGCCAGAGCCUCGAGUAGACCGAACCGGUACCUGCCACUUGCCAAACCAUCUCAUGUUAUGCUGGAGUGAGAUCAAUAAGGCUACCGGUUCGCUAGAACUACAAUAAUCUAGAGAGAAGUACUAUAUAUCAGAUAUUGGGACACAUCCAGUAUUCAUACAGAGUGUAUUCCUUUAGGGCUUUACGACGCACAUAACGUCUAAGAUGCGAAGCAAUACUCCCAAGUAUCUAACCUAGGUACUCAGUAUCAUAUAUGCAUAAUUGAACGUAUUCCUAGCAAAGGUAGAUGAGAGAUACAAGGAGUUGUAACUCAUAGCUUAUGAGUCAAUAUUCCAAGUAGGCUAAAUAGCAAGCUUAGGCGAUCGCCACUCAAGCAGUCCGUCCAUGUGACACUCUGACCUCAUUUGAAGUAGGCUAUGUGUGAUUGAAGGAGCAAGAAACACAUAGGUAGGUUAAGAGAAGAGUCAUAAAUCCGUGGCGUAAAUUUAAUCCCUAG
Daldinia decipiens is the source of this 1600-nucleotide messenger RNA. Its product is annotated as ATP synthase subunit C-domain-containing protein. The coding region runs from base 291 to 896 and encodes 201 amino acids. Gene Ontology annotation, cellular component: proton-transporting V-type ATPase, V0 domain. Gene Ontology annotation, molecular function: proton-transporting ATPase activity, rotational mechanism. NCBI's taxonomy places the organism in Eukaryota, Fungi, Ascomycota, Sordariomycetes, Xylariales, Hypoxylaceae. The transcript is spliced from 5 exons. The record is from RefSeq and is a predicted model, not a curated record. Gene Ontology annotation, biological process: proton transmembrane transport.